Linnemannia hyalina is the source of this 1533-nucleotide messenger RNA. The record is from the annotation of a GenBank genome assembly. NCBI's taxonomy places the organism in Eukaryota, Fungi, Mortierellomycota, Mortierellomycetes, Mortierellales, Mortierellaceae.
AUGACGACUGCAAUGUUCAAGACCGGGAUGAACAGGUCCCUCCUCAACAAGGACUUUUUCCAGGCCAUCCUUGACCGUGCCUAUGGGCCUAACAGAGCCCUGACCAAAAGCUGGAGCGAGGAAGAGUUAGACUCUUCAGCCAGUAUCCUCAGCAAUAUCAGCUCCGGCGAUGACGAUGAGGAUGAAGAUGACGAGAACUUCUCCAGCGAGGAGGAUGAGCACCAUGGUGGUUCCCUCUCAGCUGCCAGUCCAAGCGGUAACGGUAACAGCAGUCACAGCGAGGAACCGUGCCCAAUGGACGAUAUGACUGGUCAUUUUCUCUACCGGAUUGAAUUCGAGUCUCGCACACAUCCAUCCAUCCUCUCCUCGCCCUCCUCUUCUCCGCCUCAUGGUUCUUUCUCCAUCUCGGCCACCAGUCGUGUCGAAAACUACCACCACACAUCAACAUCCAACAACAACAAUGACGGCCAGCUAUACGUCGUCAUCAAGUCCAAGCCCAUCGACACUGCCCUGAUCGAACUCACGAACAUCAUGGCCCAACUUCAAGGCGGCGACUUCGCAGAGGAGUACGACAUGGUCAAGGACCAAACAGGAUUCCGCAACAGCCACAUCCGUGAAAUCGAGCUCGCAGAACUAUCAUGGCAGGUCGGCGGCGCUAUGGAAAGCAUCUCAACCAAAGUCUACAACGUCCUCCGCAACGACUCUCAACAACUCUACGCCCUCUGCCUCGAAUACCUCGACCCUUCCCAGGGCAACAUCACACACAUGAACAGCACUGAUACUGCCCUUACGAGUUGGUCCUCGAACGACAUUCAUUUGGUCUUGCGUGAACUGGCGUCGUUUCAUGCUCAGUUCUUGGGGCAGGAGGAUCGUGUCUUGGGCAUGACGUUCCUUGAGACCCCCACACGAUCGCUCAUGAAGCUGCUGCGACCUGCAUACGAAGCCAUGGUUAAGACUAACCGAAAGAACGAACCCGCACUGUUCUCUCAGUUCCUCACCGACAGUAUGCUCGACUUUCUCGAGCACUCGGAUGAAUACUGGGCGAAGAUCGAGAAGAGUCCUAGGACCCUGAUUCAUGGUGACUUCAACACGCGUAACAUCUGCCUGCGCCUGAACCCAAACACCGGCGCCCAAAAGCUAUGCGCCUACGACUGGGAACUGGCAUGCUGCCACCUCCCACAACGAGACGUCGUCGAAUUCCUCUCCUUUGUUCUCCCACCCGGCUCCAACGAAUGGGCUCACUACAUUGAGUACCACCGCCUCGCCCUCAAAGCCGCCUACAAGUCCCAAUCCCAAGCAUCCUCCUCUGUAUCACCAGCAAUUGUCUUCCCCUCGCCACGCGAGUACAUGGAGGUGGCCAAGAUUGCACUAUUGGACUUUGCUGCUCUCCGGGUAGCCAUGUAUGGUGUCUCGAACUCGUUCAAGAUGGUAGAUUGGCUGCCCCGUAUCUUGAACACCGUCGAGGAGCAAUUAAAGCGCAUGGGGCCUAUGCGUGCACCGAGCGACAAGAUCAUUCAUGAAUCAAAGUUGUAA